This is a messenger RNA of Hydra vulgaris (swiftwater hydra), 930 nucleotides long. RefSeq lists its product as uncharacterized. The record is from RefSeq and is a predicted model, not a curated record. Lineage: Eukaryota; Metazoa; Cnidaria; Hydrozoa; Anthoathecata; Hydridae.
CAGUGAAAAUUACACCAUAAUGGAGCAAAGUGAAAUUCAAUAUGCUUACUGGGUUCAUCAGCAACUAACAGUAUCCACUACAGCAGUUUGGAGUAAAAACAAUACACAUUCCUAUGCCAUUGUAUCCGAUCGUUUACUUCAUGAUAAAUAUGCCGUCAUUAUCAAAGAAUUAUUAAAUCGUUAUCAUAAUAUUUGUAAAUUACACUUUUUCACUGAUGGGCCUUCACACAAUUCAAAAACUCUUAUGUCACGACAGCCAUGAAUAAUUUGUACAAAUUAUCAUCUGAUCUUCUUGAGAUUCGUUGGUCAUUUUUUGCAACAUCACACGGAAUGGGGGCAGUUGAUGGGAUAGGUGGAGAAAUAAAAAGAAUGGUUUGGACAACAGUAAAAUCUGGAAAACGAUAUUGUUGCAGUUUAGAAGAUUUUGUGAGCAUUGCAAGUGAAAAAAAUACCAAAAUUAAUAUCAUCUCUAUUACAAAUGAGUGUAUUACCGCAAAACAAAGUGAGAUCGAUGAAACGCUUCUCAAAGAUAAGUUUAAAGUCAAAGGUAUUCGUCGCCACCACUCUUUUCUUUUUAAUAUUGAUGGCGCUUACAUGGCAAUUUGUAACCGAUCAGAAAUGGUAAAAAUUGUUAAUAAUUCAUCAUCUUCAUUAUUGAUAAACGCAUUAUCAUCCCCGUCUGAAAAGUACAAAUUUGAUACUAUUUCUCCAGGUAUAUUUGUCUUUGUAGAAUUGCGUUAUGCCUAGAUGACCUCUCUUGGCAUGACUUGUGUGAGUUAAAACCAUUAGUACCACAACCACACUUUGAUAACCGUGGACAUAUUAUUGUCGAGCCGAAGUGUUACCACUAAACAUACUGUUAAAAAUUUGAUAUUGUAUCUUUCUUAACUUUAAUAUAUUAUUAACUAUAUAAUACAUUAUUUAUCUUUA